Molecule: messenger RNA, 1838 nt
Organism: Thermothelomyces thermophilus ATCC 42464
Lineage: Eukaryota; Fungi; Ascomycota; Sordariomycetes; Sordariales; Chaetomiaceae
Exons: 1
Coding region: 413-1438 (341 amino acids)
Source: RefSeq, a predicted model, not a curated record
UGCUUAAUCCCAAAGUACUGUUUCCAUAGGUGUCAAUCUGAACCAGCCCAGUGAAACAAACGCCCCUUUAAAACCUAGAAUCAGCUGCGACUGUUCUUGCUCGCAACUGCUGCGCUGGGCACAAAAUAUCGGGCAGCUAUUUCAACAGCAGCGCCGGACCUCCCUCACGCCUUCCGACCUUUCUCGCUCUUGCUCCCGUACUUGAGUGUGCAAGAGACGGCACUUUAGGCACCUGCCUUCCUUAUCUUGCCGGUUACCAACCCUUCAGGUUACUAUCACUUAUACAUUCUACUACUAUUUUACCUCCUUCCUCCACUCCGAGCUGAGGUCCAGCAAGAGAGUUGAUUCCUAAUCUUCCUCAACCACAAUCCUUAUCGCACCGCGCCGCAUACGUGCGCGUCACUCAUCCAUCAUGUCACUUUUCGGUUCCUUAAGAGACAAGCUGUCCAACAGGAACCGCUCGCGCUCGCCCAGCCUAAAUCCGGAUGUCCUGUCGCAUUCCGGCGACGCCCAUCUUGCGGGGCCGAGCGGCAACAAAACGGUAUCGGGCGCGGAUAAUGCCCCUCCACCGCCCUACACCCCGAUUGACCCGGCACCGGCAUUUCCCACCCUCGCAGUCAGCAAUCCGCCCUCCGCCCGCCAGCCCUCCCCGGCGCCCUCCUUCUCUUCGGCCCGCUCCAACCCCAGCAUCACCUCUCGCGAGGACCCGUACGCCUUCCUUUCCUCCUUCGACACCAUCUUCCUCAUCGACGACAGCGGCUCCAUGGCCGGCCGCUCCUGGCGCGAGGUAAAGGAGGUCCUGGUUUCCAUCGCGCCCGUAUGCACCUCGCACGAUGCCAACGGCAUCGACGUCUACUUCCUCAACGCCCGCAACCCCUCCCCCUCGGACCGCGACGACCGGACACAGGGCUUCCGCAACAUCACCACGCCUAAGCAGGUCGAGGACGUGUUCCGCCGCGUGCGUCCUCAGGGAGCCACCCCGACCGGCACCCACAUCAACGCCAUCCUUCGGCCCUACCUGCGCGAGCUUGAGCACGCCAUCGCCCGCACCGGGAACCCGGACGAGUGCGGCGUCAAGCCCAUCAACAUGAUCGUCAUAACCGAUGGCGCCCCCACCGACGACCCGGAGGCCGUCAUCGUCAGCCUGGCCAAGAAGCUCGACGCCCUCGACGCUCCGCCCCACCAGGUCGGCAUCCAGUUCUUCCAGGUCGGCAACGACCCCGAGGCCACCCGCGCCCUCAAGGAGCUCGACGACGGUUUGACCGAGCAAGGCGGCGGCAUCCGGGACAUGGUCGACACCGUCACCUGGGAGAGCUCUCCCGGCAAGCCCCUGUCCGCAGAUGCCAUUCUGAAGGUGGUGCUCGGUGCGGUCGUCAAGAGGUUGGACCGGAGAACCCUUGACGGCCAAGGGAGGCGAGGUGACCAUCUGGCACCCUGAGCCGUUAGAUCCGGCAAAACCUUUUCUUCUUCCAUCUUCUUCUUCUUCUUCUUCUUCUCUUUUUUCCUCCUUGUAACAUGUAGUCGGCGUUGAGGUUUGAGAUUGGGGGGGGGUUAGGGUUUGAGGUUCCCGGGGUGAGGAUGAUGAUAAAAUCAUGCAACUGUCAGCGUUUUGGUAGCGUAUUAUUCUCUCUGCCUUACUUUGUAUCACCAGUUUGUCAGUGGUCGCAUCGCUUCACAUCGGGCAGCAUUUUGGGAGCCUCUGGGAAAUUACCAGUGAAUAGACUGGGAUCGGAGCUGAAUUGAUACCCAUCAAUGAGAAGACAGACACCUUGAGUUUUGCCGGAUCCAUCCCGGCACAGCCGCAGUCUCGGUCUACUUCCAGGUUUCAUCGUAAAGUC